CGAAAAUCAGCAUCAAACGGAAGUGGAUAAUGUUGGGGAUCACUCAUCUGAUUGGACGCUUUUGUUGUUUCAAAGAGAGGUGUCCCUCUUCUUUUUUGUCACCAAGGAACCCCACGUGGAUUAGUCAUGUUACAGUGCAGUAUUGUGGCCCUUUCUGUGUGGACUUGGAGUAGAAUGGGGGACAUGGUGUGUGGCAAAUGGCACCUAGGAAAGAUGGCACAGGCUCAGGGGCAUGAGAAGCCCAGCUGGACUAGAGAAGAGCUGAGCUGCCUCCUGGUCGGGGAUGGAGCUGUGGGGAAGACAAGCAUGAUCAUCAGCUACAUCUUCAAUGGAUACAACAGCGAGUACAGGCAGACUGCUUUUGACGUGUUUACAGGAUUAGUUCAUGUGAAUGGAGUCCAAACACAGCUCAAACUUAUAGAUACAGCCGGACAGGAGGAGUUUGGGCAUCUUCGCUCCUUGUGCUACGCCCAUGUGGACGUCUUCAUCCUGUGCUUCAGCCUCGUCAAUCCUGUCUCUUUUGACAACGUCACGUCAAAGUGGAUCCCGCAGAUCCGUGCAGGGAACUCGACCUCUCCCAUUAUUCUGGUGGGGACCCAGUCUGACCUUCGCCACAAUGUGGACGUCCUCAUUCAUUUGAACCGACUCCGCGCUAAACCAGUGGGCCAAAGCGAGGUCAAGAGGUUGGCACGCCGCAUCCGAGCUCAUGACUACAUGGAGUGUUCAGCUCUGACCCAGCACCACCUCAAAGAUGUGUUUGACUGUGCCAUCUUUGCUGCCAUCAAGCAAAAACACAAUAGUGCAAAUAGCCAAAAGCUGAGUUUGAAACGCUGUUUUAAGACUUUUUGUGAAUGUGGAUUGAGGAAACUGUUCCAAUAAUGUGAGGGGAUUGGUUUUUAUACAUUACGUUUACCUUACUUUCUCUUUCUGGUUUUCCUAAAACUCUGGUUUUGUUUGUUGUUAUCUGUGUUUGUGUAUGUGUUUGUGCCAAACUCUGUAAUAAAUGCACUACAGAGCAGAACACGUUCCAUUCAAA
Entelurus aequoreus (snake pipefish) is the source of this 1036-nucleotide messenger RNA. Its product is annotated as rho-related GTP-binding protein RhoV-like. Bases 127 to 879 code for a protein of 250 amino acids. The transcript has 3 exons. Gene Ontology annotation, biological process: small GTPase-mediated signal transduction. Gene Ontology annotation, molecular function: GTPase activity; GTP binding. Lineage: Eukaryota; Metazoa; Chordata; Actinopteri; Syngnathiformes; Syngnathidae. The record is from RefSeq and is a predicted model, not a curated record.